Molecule: messenger RNA, 729 nt
Organism: Letharia columbiana
Lineage: Eukaryota; Fungi; Ascomycota; Lecanoromycetes; Lecanorales; Parmeliaceae
Exons: 3
Coding region: 1-729 (242 amino acids)
Molecular function (GO): sugar-phosphatase activity; beta-phosphoglucomutase activity
Source: RefSeq, a predicted model, not a curated record
AUGGCGUUGGAUCAAGGCAACGGUUCUUUUACUGGGCAAACGGAAAGCCACGCAUUCGCUGGCUUCUUAUUUGAUGUGGAUGGUACCAUCAUAAACACCACAGAUGCCGUUACCAAGCAUUGGCAAAGAAUUGGUGCCGAAUUGGGAGUGGAUCCCGAUGUCAUUCUUCGCAAUUCGCGAGGCCGCCGCUCCAUCGAUACGCUGCGACUGUAUGAUCCCUCUAAAGCAACUUGGGAAUACGUUCGUCACAUCGAGAGCCUGAUCCCGAAAUUGUACGGUUCCGGCGUGACCGAGAUCCGGGGCGCCCGACCCCUACUGGAAUCUAUGGGGGAAGCGAACGCGCCGUGGGCCCUUGUCACUUCCUGCACUCGUACGUUGUUGUCCGGCUGGCUUGAUCUCCUGGCGCUUCCCCCUCCUCCGGCGUCCGUUGCUGCAGAAGACGUCGCAGCCGGCAAGCCGGACCCUGCUUGCUACAACCUCGGUCGGGAGCGCAUUGGCUUGGGAGAGCGGGCACGCGUGCUCGUUGCUGAGGAUGCUCCCGCCGGCGUGAAAGCAGGCAAGGCGGCUGGGUGUAUGGUCUUGGGUCUCGCGACUACGCAUGGUGUGGACCAAUUGAGAGACGCGGGGGCUGACUGGAUAAUUGAAGAUUUGACUUGUGUGAAAGUAGCUGGCAAGGGAGACGAUGGGUGGAAGAUCUCGAUAGAGAAGAUGUGGGUGCAAAACGAAUGA